AUGCUAGGUAAUGCGAAGGGUCGUGGAGUAAUCGAAGAUUUGCCUCGUUCUGGACGUCCAUCAACAUCAAAUACUGAAGAAAACGUGCCAAAAAUCAAGAAAAUUGUGCUAGAAGAUCGUCGUAUGACUGAAAGGGAGAUUGCUCGUGACUUAAAUAUCUCAUAUGGAUCCGUUCAUCACAUUCUACGUGAUAUAUUGGGGAUGACACGCGUUGCAGCUCGACUUGUACCGAAACACAACAAUCGAAACCAGUCAACAAUCAAAAAUCUUUCAUCUUGCUAUUCGACAUCAUUACGUCCUCCCGCUUUAUGCGAUCACAAAGUUGGUUAUAGUUAUAACACAAUAGCUUAUCCGAGUAUCAACAAAUUCAGACUAUUAUAA
Molecule: messenger RNA, 381 nt
Organism: Teleopsis dalmanni
Lineage: Eukaryota; Metazoa; Arthropoda; Insecta; Diptera; Diopsidae
Exons: 2
Coding region: 1-381 (126 amino acids)
Source: RefSeq, a predicted model, not a curated record